AUGUCAUAUCUUUUCGCGUGCAAGUUACUGGGAUCAUCAGCAUUCAGUCGAGAGCUCUAUCUUGUAUCUAAAGCGGGGGAAGCCGGACGGCCGGUGCCACUGCCCUCGUGGAGAAGGCCCAUGGAGAAUGCGGGGUUAUUUAUUGACUUGUCCUUCCGAACUCGCUUAGACUCGUUUUCCACUAACCAGCAAGCGACCAGCCGUUUUCAGAAACAUUUGAAUCCGCACAGUCACUUAUAUCUUACUUCGCAUAUUAGGAGCCUUUCUCAAACCCGUUCAAUCAUGGCAGAAGACCAGAAAAUCCCUUCCAACAGCUCUCCAGUUCCCGACCCCGUCCCAUCCUUUUGGACAUCAACACCUUCUCCGCUCAGUAACCACCGCACAACACCCGAUCUCCCCACAACAAGCGACAUAGUCAUUAUCGGCGCCGGUCUCGCCGGUGUCGCAACAGCUUACCAAAUACUGAAGCAGCACCAAGGCUCCAUCGCGCAGAAGCCUCUUCCUUCCAUCCUCAUCCUCGAGGCCCGGGAGAUAUGCUCCGGCGCGACGGGCCGAAACGGAGGCCACGUCAAACCGGACGUUUAUUACAACGUCGGCAAGUACGCCAGCUUGUACGGAAUGGAAGCCGCCGCCGAGAUGGCUAGGUUCGAGGCUGAGCAUGUAUAUGCCGUCAAGAGCCUGAUCGAGACCGAGGGUCUGGAUUGCGAUUUCCGCCUCACUAGAGCAGUGGACGUGUGUUUGGAUGCCGACCAUGCCCGAGAGACCGAGGCCGCGUAUAGAGAGCUGGUCAAGGCCGGCGUGGCUGACCUGCGGGAUGUUGACUUCACGCCGAAGGAGGACGCAGAGAGGAUAUCCGGAGUUAAAGGUGCACAGUGCUGCUUCUCGUUUACAGCCGCACACCUCUGGCCAUUCAAACUGGUCCACCAACUCCUGCAACGGCUCAUCGAUCAAGGCAGCGUCAACGUGCAGUCCAACACCCCAGUGACCUCCAUAACAUCCAACCCAGACUCAGACGGGCGCUGGACAAUCACCACACCCAGGGGUAACGUGGUAGCGCGCAAUGUCGUCCACGCUACCAACGCAUACACGGCACACCUCCUGCCCGAGUACACAGGCCACAUCGUUCCAGUUCGUGGUGUGUGCAGCCGUAUUGUGCAUCCAGAGGGGCAGCACGGCAGUCGACAUCUUGUCAACACGUACGGUAUUAGAUACAGCGCGCGGGACUACGACUAUCUUAUUCCCCGCGCUGAUGGGAGUAUAGUGGUCGGGGGCGCGAGGCAGACGUUUUGGCACAAGCCGGAAUUGUGGUUCAACAAUGUCCGUGACGAUGAGCUGGUUGAGGAAGCUGGGGGAUAUUUUGACGGGUACAUGCAGCGCAUGUUUCGGGGCUGGGAAAAUAGUGGUGCGACUGUCGAUAAGGUGUGGACUGGGAUUAUGGGUUAUUCGUCGGACUUUAUGCCCCACGUGGGACAUGUCCCUGGCAAAGACGGCCAGUAUAUCAUUGCAGGUUUCUCUGGACACGGGAUGCCAGAGAUCCUAUUAGCGAGCCGUGGCGUAGCGGAAAUGGUCUGCGGGGAUGUUUCCUUUGAGGCUACUGGCCUCCCGCGAUUAGUCAAGACGACUGCCGAGAGGAUUAGCAAGGAGCGUGGCAGUGCGCUCGAGGAGUCUCUCAGCUCGACGUUGGGUGACGAGCAUAGGAUUCUGAGGUAAUCAUGAAAGGACUGUGAUGUAAUCGAGUCAGUA
Messenger RNA from Pyricularia grisea, 1743 nucleotides. RefSeq lists its product as uncharacterized. The transcript has 4 exons. NCBI's taxonomy places the organism in Eukaryota, Fungi, Ascomycota, Sordariomycetes, Magnaporthales, Pyriculariaceae. Gene Ontology annotation, cellular component: cytoplasm. Gene Ontology annotation, molecular function: oxidoreductase activity. The coding region runs from base 1 to 1710 and encodes 569 amino acids. The record is from RefSeq and is a predicted model, not a curated record.